Lingula anatina is the source of this 1969-nucleotide messenger RNA. RefSeq names its product organic cation transporter protein. Gene Ontology annotation, molecular function: transmembrane transporter activity. Gene Ontology annotation, cellular component: membrane. Gene Ontology annotation, biological process: transmembrane transport. NCBI's taxonomy places the organism in Eukaryota, Metazoa, Brachiopoda, Lingulata, Lingulida, Lingulidae. The record is from RefSeq and is a predicted model, not a curated record.
AUGACCAUUGUGUGCAUGAUCCCAGGUCUUCCCAAUGACACCUAUGCAAUCCAGGGAGCCUGGCAUGAACUCCUGAUUAACGAGACCAUCCCCCUGGGCUCCAAGGGCGACUACUCUGAGUGUUCUCUUUACUCCAACUUCUCCUACACUAACGCCACCUAUAGCUGUGACAAAUGGGUGUACGACAAGUCUGUGUUCACUGCAACCUUUGCCACUGAUUUUGGUCUGGCUAACUGUGGAGAGAAGUGGAAGAUUGCUACGGCCCAGAUUGUCUUCAUGGCAGGAGUGCUGGUGGGGGCCUUCGUCAUGGGAGCUCUGUCAGAUGCCAUUGGCCGUAAGCCCACCUUGAUUAUCUCUGUGUUGCUACAAGGUGUUUGUGGCACAGCAGCAGCCUUUGCUCCAGAAUACUACAGUUUUAUUGUCCUCAGGUUCUUUGUGGGUUCAGCCACUGCCGGGCUGUUCAUGACCACUUUUGUACUAGGUAUGGAGUUGGUUGGUCCUUCCAAGCGUAUGAUAGCAGGUAUAUCAAUAGAAUACUUCUUUGCGGGAGGUCUGAUCAUACUUACCAUGGUUGGGUACUUCUUGCGUGACUGGAGGCACAUAGAAUUGGCAGUUUCUGUUCCGAGUUUUGCCUAUAUUCUUUACUGGUGGUUCGUACCUGAAUCAGCAAGAUGGUUGCUGGCCAAUGGGAAGGAAGAUAAGGCAGAGGAAAUAUUACGUCAGGCAGCCAAGGUGAAUGGCAAGGUCCUCCCAGAGAAGCUGUUUGAGCAGGUGGCCGAGGACGAGGAGGAGCAUCAUGGGAGCAUUCUGCAGAUCUUCAGGUCGCCAAGAACCCUGGUCAGGACACUCAUCAUCUUCCUUAACUGGUGUGUGGUCAGCAUGGUCUACUAUGGCCUCAGUUUGAACAGUGGUAAUCUUGGAGGAGAUAUCUUCCUCAAUUUUUUCCUCUCAGGGCUGGUGGAGUUUCCCGCCUACUGCUUCUGUUUCUGUAUAGACAAAGUGGGCCGCAAGGGACCUCACGUGUUUGGCAUGCUCUUGGGUGGUAGUGCAUGUCUUUGCACCAUUUUCGUGGCUCUUUACGCUGAUCCUGGUGAUCCUAACACCAGGUGGUUCUACAUAGCUCUCAGUAUCGUAGGGAAGCUGGGAGCCACCAUGGGGUUUGCCAUCAUCUACGUGUGGUCUGCAGAACUCUAUCCCACUGUGUUGAGGAACAGUCUGAUGGGCUUCAGCUCCACGUUUGCCAGGGUUGGGGGCAUGCUGGCACCUGUGAUUGCUAACAUGGUGACCUUCCCUGGUGCUAUAGGCAGAAGUGCUGCUCUGAUAGUGUUUGGUGCAGCCACAGUAUUUGUAGCCUUGCUGUCUAUCCUACUGCCUGAGACUGCAGGGAGAGAACUGCCAGAAACUAUUGAUGAUGCUGAGAAAGUGCCUUUCUUCUCCAGUGCCCCCAAGGCAGGCGAGGACACAGAGAAGAGUCUACCAGUGGAGCCGAAAUACACCAAGAAGGACUUCGCCUACAACAAUCCUGUCAUGGAGGAUAAAGUUUAAAAUUGCUUCAUCACAUCAAGCAAUUCUGUGGUGAACUCUGCAUCAUUUACAUUCUUUACUUUCUUAUUUUGAAAAUUUAGGAUUUGUUAUGGGUUUGGGCAUGUAGGUUUUUAUUUAUUUCUGCAAAAAGCAUUUUGUGUUUCUUAAAUUUUAUUUUUGUUAGAUUAGAAUGGUGUUAAGUGACUAAAUAUUAUUGAUAAAAUGAUCUACUAUUAACAAGUGAUUGCUCAGUUACAUUUCAUGCAUUUCAUAACUUUAAAAGGGAAAUUUUGAGUCGCAAUAAAAGUUGAUAGACUGAUAUUUUUGAUAAUGUGACAAGUGAGACUUCCCAAGGAAGUAUACUUUACAAUAAAGUUGUCAUCACUAUUUUCUUUUUUUUUUCUAUUUUAUAACAGAAAAUAUUAUGUCCUAUGUAAAAAAAUAU